GGGAGAGGGGCCCGCCACCCCCGGCGGCCGAGCUGGGGGCUCCGGCGCAGCGCAGCCCAUGGAGCCUCCCGGGUCGGGUGCGGCGGCUGCCGCCUUGCUCACGGUCAUGGAUCCCUCAGUCACCCUGUGGCAGUUCCUCCUGCAGCUGCUGGAGCAGCAGAGCAACGGACAUCUCAUCGCAUGGACAUCCAAUGAUGGAGAGUUCAAGUUAGUUGAUGCUGAAGAAGUCGCACGGCUCUGGGGGCUGCGGAAGAACAAGACCAACAUGAACUACGACAAGCUGAGUCGGGCCCUGCGCUACUACUAUGACAAGAAUAUCAUCCGUAAAGUCAGUGGGCAGAAAUUCGUCUACAAAUUUGUCUCUUACCCGGAGCUUUCAAGCAUGGAGGGAGUAAAGGAUGAGGGAGGAGCCAAAAGGCCUGAGCAGGUGCAGAGUGAAGCAAAAGGGGGCGAGGGGUCAUUUGGGGCCCCCAAAGCCCUGCGUGGAGGUGGGGGUGCCCCACGCAGCAGCCGGAAUGAAUAUAUGCGCUCUGGGCUCUACUCCACUUUCACUAUUCAGUCGCUGCAGGCUCCUUCGCCCGCUGGACGGGCCUCCCGCCAGGAGACAGAGCUCUUGCCCACAAUGCCACCCCCUGCCGCCGCCUCUGAACCACCAUCCCCCUCCUUGGCCACAGUAGAUGAUCUGCCUCAGCUGCACAUCAGGAUUGAGGAGCCAGAGGAGUCUCAGGAGCCCCUGCAGGUCAUAGUGGAGCCCAGCCCAUUGGAUCCUCCCCCCCUUGAUGAGAAGGUUCUGGUGAAGGUGGAAGAGAACCUUGACCUUGAUGGGGAAGCAGCUGCUCUGCUGGUCUUAAUGGAGGCUGGAGUCAAGGAGGAGACCUUGCCUUCAGAGAAGGCCUCUUUGGAGAAGGUGUCCUUGGAGGCUGAGCUGCCAGAGGAGGGGGGUGGUCUGCUGAAAGAGGAAGCUCAGUCCCCCAGCCCAGCAACCGUGUCUCUUGAGGGACAGCCCCAAAAGGGCAAGAAGCCCAAAGUCCUGGAGCUACCAUCACUCCCAACCCAGGAGAAAGUGAAUGCCGCUGUGAACAGUCUCUUGGCACCUGGAGGGGCAGGGAGCACACUGACCCCAACCACGGUCAUUUCUUCUCAUGCACUGACCCCAGUGCUGCUCACUCCGAGUUCCUUGCCACCCACCAUCCAUUUCUGGAGCACGCUCAGCCCCAUUGCACCCCGCAGCCCAGCCAAGCUCUCCUUCCAGUUUCCCAGCAAUUCCAGCUCCCAAGUUCACAUCCCCUCUCUCAGCGUGGAUGGACUCUCCACCCCUGUAGUCCUCUCUCCUGGACCCCAGAAGCCAUAGCUUUUUGGCUCAGCAUCGCUGUGUCCUGUACUCCUGCCAAAGAGCUGGUUUGAGUUUCUUUCCAAGCAGUUGGGAUUACUUCUCUGGAUGGACAACUGUGUGUUUCUUCACUGGCCGGAGGAUCCCUUUGGUGAGCCAAGGACUAAUGAGCUGCUUGAAGGAUGGAAAUGGAGUAGCAAACAGAUCUCAUCCAAUUGCCUCGAAUAGGCCAGGAUGUUCCUCUGAAACCAAAUGGUGUCUCCCUAA
This is a messenger RNA of Lacerta agilis (Sand lizard), 1597 nucleotides long. It is a transcript of the gene ELK1, whose product is annotated as ETS transcription factor ELK1. The record is from RefSeq and is a predicted model, not a curated record. Gene Ontology annotation, molecular function: sequence-specific DNA binding; DNA-binding transcription factor activity, RNA polymerase II-specific. The coding region runs from base 59 to 1351 and encodes 430 amino acids. The transcript is spliced from 6 exons. Gene Ontology annotation, cellular component: nucleus. Gene Ontology annotation, biological process: cell differentiation; regulation of transcription by RNA polymerase II. NCBI's taxonomy places the organism in Eukaryota, Metazoa, Chordata, Lepidosauria, Squamata, Lacertidae.